This is a messenger RNA of Bursaphelenchus xylophilus (pine wood nematode), 2366 nucleotides long. NCBI's taxonomy places the organism in Eukaryota, Metazoa, Nematoda, Chromadorea, Rhabditida, Aphelenchoididae. The record is from the annotation of a GenBank genome assembly.
AUGGGUCGUUUCCCGAAUCGUACUGUAUUUCUGAACGUUCUCUUUGCCGUGAUGGGCACCACGUUGAGGUUCGGCUUCAACAUUACGCUCAUCAAUCCGAUGGGGAUGAUUCUCAACGAAAUCUUGACCAAAACCGCGAGGACACACUACCAUUGGGAUCUGGAGGAUCCGGAUCAGGCCAAAUGGAGACCCUACGUUUUUGGAGCGACCGGAGGGUAGGAUAAGAUGUUUUGAUGACUAAAAAUUUAACUUUUGGGCAAAAGAUUAUUAAUAAUAAGCAUUUCCAUGCUGAACUCAAACUUCAGGGGCGGGCUGUUGGGUCUAAUUUUACUCGGCCAGUGCAUUUGUUAUUACGCUUUUGAUUGUGUAGUGAUCCUGUGUUUUUAGUGCACUAGCUUUGGGAUCGAUUAUUGGAAGUUUGACUUAUGGAUAUUGGGUGAAUCGAGUUGGUCGAAGGCAAAUGUUAUUACUGGUACAGAUCAUGUUCAUGGUAUUGUAAGUCCACAAUGGAGGCGGCUAAAAAUUUUAUAUCAAUUUUUGCUAAAUCAUCAAAUGUCUCAAAAAUUUUUAUCUCAAAAUUAUAUAGUUCAGUGUUCUAAUGUAAGCCAGUUUUCCCAAACUCCAAUGAUACCUUUUCAGCUCAGUAAUGGCCAUCCUCACCCACUAUGACGCCUUUGAAUUGUUCUUCUUCUCUCAACUUUUCAGUGGCGUCUUCCUAGCUUAUGGCAUCGCCACAACUACUACUUUUAUUGCGGUAACUUCCUAUAGACUGAUCACAUAUUCAUCCUGUUUAGGAAGUUUCUGACCCAUCUCACGCCAGCUUUCUGAAUUCUUUAGUGGUGGUUUCGAUUGAAGUUGGAACCGCCACUUGUAAUCUCCUUGGAAUUAAUGUCAUCUUCGGCAAUGAAGAUCUCUGGCCCCUUUUGAUUUUCGCCCCAUUUGCACUGAAUUUUGUUUGGUGAGAGAUCGGGGAAGCGUUGUUAAAAUAAUUUAAUAAAAUUUUAGUUUCUUCGGAGUUCUCUUAUAUGGAAAAGAAACUCCCCAUAGUUUAUUGCAACAAGGAGAUCGAGAUGCCGCGGUUUAUUCCAUCCAAUAUUAUGCAGACUGCUCCAUAGAAGAGGCAGAGGAGAAAGUUAAGGCCAUCGAAGUUAUGAAUCAAAGUGUAAGCGAGUUUUCAUUAUUAGACUUGAUAGUACACAUGGUCUACCUAAACAAUACAGUUUUUUUGAUGUUUAAUUGUAUUAAAUUGUAGAACCUCAAACUACUUUCGGUCAGGCAAGUCCUUAGAAACCCCAAGACUCGAAAACCCCUUCUUCUGACCGCCUGUCUUGGAGCAGCUCAAGUUUUAUCCGGAGUCAUUGCCAUGGGAAUGUUUGGCACCUCGAUCUUUGUGGAACGAGCUCAUCUUACCAGGGUGAGCGUACAUUCUACUAACAUCAUAGCGUUAAUAUUCACCCUUAUCUUUCACGUAUACUACCGAUGUUUUUGGCAAAUUUAAGUUUAAUUCACCUUCCAAAAUAUAACAAGACUAUUUUCAGACUACAGCCGGAAUUCUCAACUUUGGUCUGACUACAUCAUUUUUGAUGGGAGUAUUUAUUGCAUUGUUCUUCUUGACCAAAAUCAGCCAUAGGAUUUUGCUUUUGGUCUGUUUGCCCGUCCUCGCACUGUGCAAUGCUACUUAUGCCGGCUGCAUUAUCUAUGCUCAUGUAAGUUUAAAAUACGAAACAUAGGAUUAUAAGCUGAUUAUCACGGCUUUUUGGGGCAUAUUUUUAGUGCAAAAACAAUAUUCAGGUUUUCGUGGUGAGACUCAAAAUUGAUGACGCUGAUGUCUAAGAUAAUACAAAACCUCAUAUUCAGAGCAACCCAGACACUCUGAUCCCGGCCUAUGGCAUAGCAGUGGCCUUGUUCAUCUUCGGUCUCUUCUUUUCGAACUCUUUGGAGAAGAUUGGCUUCUUCUGUGGAGCUCUGAUCACCCCGAGAGAAGCCCUCCCAGCUACCGCAUCGACUAGCGUCCUCGUUCUCAACACAACGGCAUUCAUAAUCCCUCCGAUCUUUGCUCCAUUACUCGAUAACUUCCAUGGCUAUGCGUUCAUUCCGUUUGUGGUGACAAAUAUUGGGUUUUGGGUCAUCUUUUUGUUGUUUUACCCAAAGAAAACGCUGAUGGAACAGAUGUCAGCGGAAGCGUUAGAAGAUGUUCAAGGUGGAGACAGCAAAGUAGCUCCUGUUGGUGAGUUAUUUCAGGACAGACAAUCCAAAAACUGAGUAUUCUCAAAAUCUGAUUUUCAGCUGUUGGACUGAGCAAUGAGACCGCCGGAGAGACAAAUAAUCUUUCCUCGACUUCGAAACCCUCCAACGAGAAGCUCUAA